GACCUCAAAAUUCCUAUCACAGAGAAUAUCCACACAACACACCAGCCUUCCUCAAGAGAAGUUCUGGACCACAUUUGUAAUCUCUCUGCCCAACUUUAAUUCUUGGCUCUUUGUUCCCAUCCCCCCAUUAUUUUUCAAUAUUUCCUUAGUUGGCAUUUCCAACAUUAGAAUAAAUAACAGUGGCGACAUGGGACAACUUUGUCUUGUCCUUUUUCAAUAUGGCAUUUCCCCGUGAUAUUGCCAUUUAUUGUUGGCAGCCGGGUUAAUGGGUUACAGGGUAGUGUUGCAGAAAUGUGAGGCACAAAAGAUCUCAGUGGAUACCCAUCCUUGUUGCCAAAUCCCAUCUAAACAUUUAUUUUGGGUUUAAACAUUAAUUCCAGAGGCUAGGUGAAAAAGGUCCUUGGGGGAGAUUGCAGUCGCAGAAGGGAAGGGUAGAAAGAAGCUAGCAAUGUCCGACACUGGGGAAAUCAUCAAAACUCUUGGAGACUUUGGCCGUUUCCAAUGGCGGUUGUUGAUGCUCGUGACUCUAGCUUCGCCAAGCCUUGCCUUCCAUAUGUUUUCCCAGUUAUUCAUGGUCCUGGAAGAGCCCCAUCAUUGCAACACAAGCUGGUUCAACGCCAUCGGCUUGAACCUGACUGAAGAGGAACGGCUGAACUUGACCCUUCCCAAAAAGCCCGAUGGGACAUUUGAAGAAUGUCUCAUGUACACUCCAGUGGACUGGGAUCUCGAUGCCAUCGUGCAAUAUGGACUUAAUUCUACCGAAAAGUGUCGGCGUGGGUGGGUUUAUCCUUCAAACCAAGAGCCUUCCUUGCUCACACAGUUUGACCUGGUAUGUGACUGGGAAGAUUUAAACGACAUCUCGCAAUCUAUUUACAUGCUGGGCCUUCUCGCUGGAGCGCUGGUGUCUGGUCUGUUAAGCGACCGGUUUGGUCGGCGGCCAAGUCUUCUGUUGUCCAUGCUCAUCGAAGGUGUGUUUGGGGUUGCUACGGCCUUUGCUCCCAAUUUCUACCUCUACAGUGCGUUCCGAUUUCUUGUGGGUGCUUCUGUUUCCGGAGUCGUGAUAAGCAGUUUAGCUUUAGCUACAGAAUGGGUUGGAAUUGUCUACCGUCCACAUACGGUGAUUAUCAGCCAUGCAGCCUUUUCCGUGGGACAGAUGAUCCUGGCAGGCCUGGCUUAUGCCUUUCGCGACUGGAGGACGCUGCAGCUUGCUGGAUCUGCCCCAGUUUUUGCCCUCUUCUUCUACCUGUGGAUCCUUCCUGAAUCUGCUCGGUGGCUGGUGACCAAAGGAAAAACAGAAGAAGCCAAGAGGCUUCUCCAGAAGGCAUCUUCUGUCAACAAGCGAGCCAUCCCACUGAAGCUGUUAGAUGAGCAACUCCUCACGUCUCCAUUGUGCAAAUCAUGUUUACCCCUAACUCCCACAAAACCUUAUCCAGCUGAGAAGCUGACACCUGACAAGACCGUGUCUGCAGGCAUUUGGGAACUGUUUAGAAACCCCCACAUGGGGAAGGUGACUUUCGUCCUAUCAGCAGUCUGGUUUGUCAGCAGUUUGGCGUACUACGGGUUGAGCUUGAACGUGGGCGGUUUCGGUUUCGAUAUCUACCUGACACAGGCUAUCUUUGGGGCUGUUGAAAUUCCAGGUCGUCUCUCCUGCAUCUUCCUGGUGCAAUGGCUAGGGAGAAAGAAAUGCCAAUCCUCCGCCUUGCUCCUGGGGGGAACUUGUUGCCUUCUCAUCGCAGUCAUCCCAAAAGAUCUGCCUAUACUAGUAACGGUGUUUGCCACCACCGGGAAGUUUAUCAUGUCUGGUUCCUUAUCUAUAUCAUAUGUGUAUUCUGCAGAGCUGUUCCCAACUAUUGUCCGGCAGACUGGAGUGGGGUGGUGCCAGACGGCAGCCAGAUUGGCAGGCAUCAUCUCGCCUCUGAUUGGUCUCUUGGACAAGUACCACCCCUCUAUCCCCGUGGUGAUAUUUGGCAGUGCAGCCGUGGCUGGUGGACUCCUUGCUUGCUUGCUUCCGGAGACGUGUGGCAAGGAACUCCCGGAUUGCAUGGAUGACAUUGCACACUAUCAGAGGCCCAGCAAAAGAAUCAACGGUAGUUUGAGAAAUGCGUGUUUAAAACCGAAUGAAGAGAUUACUGAACGGAUAGCAAUAACUCGCCUUUAACCCACCGUGUGGAUUGCUCCAAGGUGCCAAGAAGAAUGUGUGAAUUUCCUCCCCUCCCACUCUGAGCCCAGCAGAUAAAAAUAUGUGGUUUAAAUAUUUUGUUUUUUAAAAAGUGGUUUUAAAAUGAAAAUGAAAAUAAAAAAUCAAUUCUAUUACGUGCCCCUUAAAAUAACUUGGUUUGAAAGAUCUGAAUGUAAUAUGAGCAGAUUAAAAGCAUACACUCAGGUUUAAAAGAACAUCGAUAAUCUUAGGAUGGAUCUGGUUGUGCUUCUUACGGAAUAGCUGCAGUGCAAAUUUAGGGUGCAGUUCUAUGCUCACACAUAUAUGGGAGUAAAUCCCUUUGGACUCAAUGUAGGAUGUCUAGAAAACAUCAGAAUCAGCAUUGUAUCAAGCCAGACCUGGAGAUGCUAGGGAUUGAACCUGACACCUUCUGCAUACACAGAAUCAUAGAAUUGUAGAAGGGUCCCACGGGUCAUCUAGCCCAACCCCCUGCAAAGCUGCAAUCUCAGCUACAGCAUUCAUGACAGAGGGCUAUCUAACCUCUCCUUAAAAACCAUUGCACUCUCUCUUUUUCUUUUUUACAGCUGGUGGAUUAUUAGCUUUAAAUUGUUUUAUUGUUUCAAAAUGCUGUACUUGUAGUGUCCGAUGUUCUCCCCAGCAUGAGAAUUUGCUGGGAUGGAAUGUUUUAGGGUUGUAAAUACUCUUGUGAAACGAAUAUGUGAAAUAGUUGAGUGUUUCUCUUAUCAGGAGACCUCUGUAGCUUUGCAAGUCUGUGGGAAGUGAUCUGCUGGUCUCAGCUUUAUCAUUGUACUUGAAAGUUCCAGCGUACCUGAGGAAAACAGGUUUGCACGUACGCAUUUGUUUUGUACAGUUUCCAUAGCUAAAUGUCUGAAAAAGCUUUAGCUAUAAUGGGGGAAGACGGCAACUUUCUGAAACCUAAGAAACACAGGCCAUAACUUAUAACUGUUACAUAGUCAAGACACACCAAUAUAACAUGUCUGUCCUGAGAAGUAUUCAGGUACACUCCAGGCAAAAAAAGUUCCUCUAUAACCAAACUUUUGGCUGAUUAAACCAUCGAUGUCCUUCUAAUGGUGUUUGUAGAAGGGGGGGGGGUAUUUGUUUGCUGUUGUUGUUAUGUUAUGUUAUGUAUUUUGUGUUUCUAUUUUGUAUUUUUAGGCUAUAAACCAGCCUAUGAUGUUUGUAUGAAAGGCAGUAUCUGAAUGAAUCAAAUAAUUAAAUGGAUAAUAGUUUGA
Podarcis muralis (Common wall lizard) is the source of this 3411-nucleotide messenger RNA. NCBI's taxonomy places the organism in Eukaryota, Metazoa, Chordata, Lepidosauria, Squamata, Lacertidae. The record is from RefSeq and is a predicted model, not a curated record.